UAGUAUGAAACUUUCAACAAAGAUUGUAAAAGAUCCAACAAAUGCUGCAGUGUCUGAGAACUUGGCAAGUGAGCCAGCUAACUUAAAGCAUUGGGGAGUAUGUGGACCAAAAACGGCUCCAAAAGAUGCAGUUGGCUCUCCUGGUAUUUUCUCUCAGCCAACACAAAGUGCUGUGACUGUAGCUCCUGAAAAUGUUGUAAAAGCGGGAACUCAUAUGUUGGCAGAAAAUACAGCAAUACCACUUGAAAGCCCUGACCACCCAGUUUCUGCUGUGUCAAAAUCAGAGACACAAACGCCAUCUGAUAUAAGAAAUGCUGUAGUGGACUGUGCUUGUAAAACAGAUGAAGACUCUUACGGACUUAUAAUAUUAUGUUCAUUAUGUCACAGAUGGCAACAUGGGGCUUGUUACAGAAUAGUUCGUGAAGAGAAUGUACCUCCAAGAUUUUGUUGCUUUUUCUGUAACAGUGAAGAAACUGGGAAUAUUUGCUAUGAUCAGACUCUCAUUAGAAUGGAUGAAGAACAACGGAAAGAGGUGUGCUUGUACAGGAAAGCACUAGUUUAUUGCUUAAGUAAACAAAGACUAAACCUGAGAACCUUUGCUGCUGAUCUGUCACUCUCAGAUACACAGUUUGAAAAAAUUCAGAAAUUAUUGGAGGAUGACAAUGUUGUAGCUGUUAGCAGGAGAGGAACACUUUCACAUGUACGGACUGUCAACAAUGACCAUUUAACAAAUGUUAUCAUCCCAAAAUAUUUUCAUGAUGUAGAGGGAUCUUCUGUUGUGAAUAAGGCACAAAAGACUACUGAUAACAUGUCACUAAUGUGAUUAUUUCACCAGAAAUUUAUUGAAAUAUUAUUAAAGUGGUAAAUUUCUUGGCCACAAGACUCAAAGAUGUCAUACAAUUUGUAAUUUAAUUUAGUCUGAAAAUAUAUGAAAGUGUUCUAUUAGGUAAACCCUACAAAGUAAAUAUUUAAAUGAAUUUGUUAAUUUCUGUUAUGUACAGUUUAUGAAGAAAGUCUGAGUGUAAUAUCAAAUAGCUAUUGUAAACUAUUUAAGAUGUAUAGCACAAGUACAACUAAUCAAGUUGUAUGAUAUAAUGUUCAUGUUAAUAUCUUAUAACUUAAUGAGAAUAAAAUGUUUAGUUUUUCUAGUUG
Schistocerca gregaria is the source of this 1152-nucleotide messenger RNA. RefSeq lists its product as uncharacterized. The transcript is spliced from 6 exons. The record is from RefSeq and is a predicted model, not a curated record. Bases 5 to 823 code for a protein of 272 amino acids. Lineage: Eukaryota; Metazoa; Arthropoda; Insecta; Orthoptera; Acrididae.